UCGUUUGCAGUAUCCCACCCCGAGUGUCUGUCACUCCUCAAAUACCAACCGCCAUCUCGUUCCCUUCCACGUACACAAUACUCAAUAUGUCCGUUAAUCCUUCUGCCCUCUCAUCACAAUCAUCCCCUGCUCCGGAAGCGGGCCCUUCAAGAAAGCGCCCACGCUCCGAGAUUUCCUCAGAAGAGCGCAAAGAGGCUAGGGCGCAUCGUAAUCGUAUUGCUGCCCAGAACUCUCGCGAUCGCCGAAAGGCCCAGUUUUCUUACCUCGAGCGCCGGGUCGCUGAACUCGAGGAGGAGAACCGCCAGCUCCGUGUGGGCAUGGCACCCGGCCACUCGUUAGCCGAUGAACAACGAGCAGCUGACAAAGCACGGGAACGAGAGAACGAGGAACUGAGAGAGCGUAUUAAGACGCUGGAGAAGGGAUGGGAUGCCGUCGUAAAAGCGCUCGCCGCUAAUGGUGUGCCGACGGGUCUCCCACUACCCUCAUCAGAGCCGGCUCCUGCACCACAACAGCCAGCUCCGACACCUACUCAAACGAAUCCGCCUCCGCAGACGGAGCCUACAUUAACCCAAAUAACACCACUCUCCCCCGCUCCCUCCUCACAUUCCUCUUUGGAUUUUGACAGCCCCAUGUUCUCCGCUUCCUCUCCCUCAUCUGACGUGUCUGACAUCGAGCCCACUCGCCACCUAGCACGGGUGGCGACCACCAGCGGACCAGUUAGCUCUGGUACCAUGGUGUCCCUGCAGCGGGUGGACUUGAUAUCUUCACGUUCAACUCUCCCUUCCCCCCAUCUCAGACACACGAAGAGCAGCCUCCCGUCGACGAUGCUACUAUGGAAAACCUCUUCCGCGAAAUCCUCGCUGGUUCCCCGGAGACGGCACUUCUACCUCUUGAGGCAGAGGCGCCACUGCCAGCUCCCUCGCCGGAAGUAGCGUCGCUCUCGAGGUUCGAUGAGAUGGCCAAGGGAAGUCUGUUGUUGAGUGGAGUGGAGGCGGAGGUGGAUCUGAACGUCAACUGGGGUUAUGAGGACCUCGAUGUCCAGAGACUAC
Messenger RNA from Desarmillaria tabescens, 1049 nucleotides. RefSeq lists its product as uncharacterized. Gene Ontology annotation, cellular component: nucleus. NCBI's taxonomy places the organism in Eukaryota, Fungi, Basidiomycota, Agaricomycetes, Agaricales, Physalacriaceae. Gene Ontology annotation, molecular function: DNA-binding transcription factor activity, RNA polymerase II-specific; RNA polymerase II transcription regulatory region sequence-specific DNA binding. The transcript is spliced from 2 exons. Bases 87 to 932 code for a protein of 281 amino acids. The record is from RefSeq and is a predicted model, not a curated record. Gene Ontology annotation, biological process: regulation of DNA-templated transcription.